Molecule: messenger RNA, 1557 nt
Organism: Cylindrotheca closterium
Lineage: Eukaryota; Bacillariophyta; Bacillariophyceae; Bacillariales; Bacillariaceae
Source: the annotation of a GenBank genome assembly
AUGAGACUUUGCAGUCAGAAAUACAAUACCACGACAGUUGUUAGCAUCAGUCUUCUCCUAUUGCUGUCAUCAGGCAGGGUUCACAGUCAAGAACCGCGAUCUUUGCGAGCAAGUCAUAAGACUCACAUCUGCGACAAGGAUUUUCAACCUAUCAUCGCAAAAACGGAUGCCCCAGACUCCUCCUCAUUGCAACCAAGACCAAAGCAAGAAAAGCUGGAAUAUCAUCUGAAUCUACCACAACUACAAGAGGAACAAGAUGAUGAUUCUGAACAACGAGGAGAAGACGCUAUCAAAUUGGAAUACUUGAUGGCUCUUCAUUUCAAUUCCUUCGAGUUGGAUCCUCGUUGUACUCUCGAAAUUCGUGACAAGCAUGAUGAACUUGUUACAGCGUUAUCAGGUACGGGGUCUUCCUUUUGGUCGGAACACAUCAAGGGAUCGUCGGUUCGACUGGUACUGAAUUGCAAUGAGGAGGAGAAGGAUCAUGCUGGUGACCAUCACAGCAUUACUACUAGUACCGAUGCGAAUGACAGAUCACCAGCACAAUUCAAGUCAAAUUUUAUCAUUGACGAGUAUGUGGUCAUUGAUAGUAACAUUGUUCAAGACGGAAAUGCUGUGCAACGGACGCUUGCAGAAGUUUUGAACGAACCAGCACGAAACUUGGAGAUCUGCCGGAACGAUGAUCUCAAGAAUGCUCAAUGUUACGAAGCGACGCAUCCAGAAGCCUUUCAAGUGGCCAACUCUGUGGUCCGAAUGAAAUAUGCCAAUACUGAUUUUUGCACCGGCUGGAUGAUUUCUCCAGGCUUGCUCAUGACUGCUGGCCAUUGUGUGGAAACGACAGAAGAGGUCAUGAACACGGAAUAUCAAUUCAGCUAUGGCAGCAGCUCCUGUACUUCCGACUUGUUUGAUACACCCGAGAUUUAUCGACCCAUUGAGCUCGUCAAGGUAGACUAUCAGUCGGACUAUGCUCUGAUUCGAAUGGAAGGAAAUCCUGGUUUCAAGUAUGGCUACUUGGAACUUGAAAAUUCUCUCCCAGCAGUAAACGAUGUCAUUUACAUUCCACAACAUCCACUGGGACGCGACAUCGAAUUGGCGAUCGAGGAACUUUCUCCUUUCAACGCCGGUGGGCUUUGCAGCGUUUAUGCCAACGGUCAAGGAGCCGCAGAUUCAUCGUGCGAGAAAUACGGAGCGUCCUUCCGGGAUUUUGCCUAUUAUUGCGAUACCGAAGGUGGAAGUUCGGGAGCCCCCGUCCUGUCGGCAACCUCCAAUAAGGUGAUUGGGAUUCAUCAUUGCGGAAGUACUUGUGAGAACUUUGCCAUUCCGGUGUUUCAUAUCCACAAUGCCAUUAUUUCCAUAGUCACUACUGACAUUCUUACGGCAGUAGAAGUGGCACCUACCAUGGCUCCAACAGCCGGCAGUGGAGGAAACGAAACCGUUUUGGACACUCCGGCAUCAGGAGCAGGACGAACAAGAACUGGAUCCAAACUAUCUUUUUCGCUGCCUUCUUGCUGGGCACUUGGGCUCCUCCUAUUGCUAUCUAGUUUGAUCGUAGCAAUAUAG